This is a messenger RNA of Phyllostomus hastatus (greater spear-nosed bat), 2806 nucleotides long. It is a transcript of the gene MUC1, whose product is annotated as mucin 1, cell surface associated. Gene Ontology annotation, cellular component: apical plasma membrane. The coding region runs from base 110 to 2545 and encodes 811 amino acids. Lineage: Eukaryota; Metazoa; Chordata; Mammalia; Chiroptera; Phyllostomidae. The record is from RefSeq and is a predicted model, not a curated record. The transcript is spliced from 7 exons.
GGCGGGCGAAGGACCAGUAUAAAGCAGCAGGUGCCUGUGCCUGUUCCACCUCACACGCAGUGCCGGCCCGAGUCUGUCCUGCCCCCUCCCCACCCGGCCCAGCACCACCAUGACUCCGGGCGUCCAGGCCCCUUUCUUCCUUGUGCUGCUGCUAUUCCCGGUGCUUGAAGUCCACAGUUCCACCUCUUCCUUGGCCACCAGCCCUGCCUCAAGCUCGACCACCACUCCAGACCAAGGUGCCACCCCUUCCCCGGCCACCAGCCCUGCCUCAAGCUCGGCCACUGCUCCAGUCCAUGGUUCCUCCUCGUCCCUGGUCACAAGUUCUGCCUCAAGCUCAGCCACUGCUCCAGUCCAUGGUACCACCCCUUUUUCGGCCACCAGCCCUGCCUCAAGCUCGGCCACCCAUCCAGACCAAGGUGCCACCCCUGCCCCGGCCACCAGCCCUGCCUCAAGCUCGGCCACCCAUCCAGACCAAGGUGCCACCCCUGCCCCGGCCACCAGCCCUGCCUCAAGCUCGGCCACCCAUCCAGACCAAGGUGCCACCCCUGCCCCGGCCACCAGCCCUGCCUCAAGCUCGGCCACCCAUCCAGACCAAGGUGCCACCCCUGCCCCGGCCACCAGCUCUGCCUCAAGCUCGGCCAUGACCCCAGCCCACGGUACCACCCCUGCCCUGGCCACCAGCUCUGCAUCAAGCUGGACCACCGCUCCAGACCAAGGUGCCACCCCUGCCCCGGCCACCAGCCCUGCCUCAAGCUCGACCACCGCUCCAGACCAAGGUGCCACCCCUUCCCCAGCCACCAGCCCUGCCUCAAGCUCGACCACCGCUCCAGACCAAGGUGCCACCCCUUCCCCAGCCACCAGCCCUGCCUCAAGCUCGGCCACCCAUCCAGACCAAGGUGCCACCCCUGCCCCGGCCACCAGCCCUGCCUCAAGCUCGACCACCGCUCCAGACAAAGGUGCCACCCCUUCCCUGGCCACCAGCCCUGCUUCAAACUCUGCCACCGCUCCAGUCCAUGGUUCCUCCUCGUCCCUGGUCACAAGUUCUGCCUCAAGCUCGGCCACCGCUCCAGACCAAGGUGCCACCCCUGCCCCGGCCACCAGCUCUGCAUCAAGCUGGACCACCCAUCCAGAAUCCAGUGCCACCCCUGCCCUGGCCACCAGCUCUGCCUCAAGCUCGGCCACGACCCCAGUCCACGGUACCACCCCUUCCCCGUCCACCAGCCCUGCCUCAAGCUCGGCCACUGCUCCAGACCAAGGUGCCACCCCUUCCCCGGCCACCAGCCCUGCCUCAAGCUCGGCCACUGCUCCAGUCCAUGGUUCCUCCUCAUCCCUGGUCACAAGUUCUGCCUCAAGCUCAGCCACUGCUCCAGUCCAUGGUACCACCCCUUUUUCGGCCACCGGCCCUACCUCUAGCUUGGCCACCCAUCCAGACUCCAGUGCUACCCCUUCCCCGGCCACCAGCUCUGCUUCAAGCUCAGCCACUGGUCCAGUCCACGGUGCCACCACUUCUUCAGCCACCGGCCCUGCCUCAAGCUCGGCCACUGCUCCAGACUCUGGUGCCACCCCUUCCCCGGCCACUAGCUCCGCUUCAAGCUUGGUCACCACUCCACUCCACGGUUCCUCUUCAUCCCCAGCCACCAGCUCUGCCUCAAGCUCAGCCACCACUCCACUCCAUGGUGCCACCCCUUCCUCGGUCACAAGUCCUUCCUCAAGCUCAGCUGCCACUCCAUUACACGAGGGCACCUCUGCCAAGGCGACCACCACACCAUCUGGCAAGGACACGCCAUCCUCAGUUCCCAGCCACCCCUCUGACACUCGUACCACCCCUGCCAGCCCCAGAACCAGGACCGCUGUCAGCAGCACUAACGGUGGCACAGUGCCCCUCACCUUCCCCAGCCGUAGGAUUUCCUUUUUCUUCUUGUCCUUCCGUAUUUUGAAUCUCCCAUUUAACUCUUCCCUGGAGGACCCCGGAACUAACUACUACCAGAAGCUGCAGAGAAACAUUACUGAAUUGUUUUUGCAGGUCUAUGCACCUGACAAUUUUCUGGGCUCCUCUGAUGUGAAUUUCAGGCCAGGAUCUGUGGUGGUGGACUCCAUUCUGGCCUUCCGAGAGGGCACCACCAGUGGCAAUGACGUAAAGGCACAGUUUGUUCUUCAAAUACAAAAAGCAGCUCAGUACAACCUGGACAUCUCAGGAAUUAGUGCUGGUGAUGUGUCGUUUCCUCCCUCUGCCCGGUCUGGGCCGGGGGUGCCCGGCUGGGGCAUAGCCCUGCUGGUGCUUGUGUGCAUCCUGGUCGCGCUGGCCAUCGUCUAUCUCAUGGCCCUGGCUGUAUGUCAGUGCCGCCGAAAGAACUGUGGGCAGCUGGACAUCUUUCCAACCCGAGAUGCCUACCACCCUAUGAGCGAGUACCCUACCUACCACACCCAUGGGCGCUAUGUGGCUCCUGGCAGUACCAAGCGUAGUCCUCAUGAGGAGGUGUCUGCAGGCAACGGUGGCAGCAGCCUCUCUUACAUGAACCCAGCAGCCACUUCUGCCAACUUGUAGGGGCAAGUUGCCUCAGCAUCCAGCCAGUGGCCUCCCGCAUGGUCUUCACUGCCAGCGCCCCCUCCCCGCUCUGGACCUCUGGACCAUUUAGCUGGGAGUUCGAGUGGGUACUCAUGGCCUCCUUCGCAGGCCCCACCAAGUUCCCUAACCCACCCAGCCCUAGUGGAGCCUGGCAGGGCUCCGGGGAACAUGCCCCCAGAUGGGGGUGGGGACGCACACAAGGCUGAAUAAACUGUGGGCCCGCUCUGCUCUUACUGCCAA